CUAACUAAAAAAAGCAACAAUAACAGACUAGCGUACUACUUUUCUUUUUUCCUUUCCUUAGUACCCACUUUUGAUAGUGGCCGAAAGUAAUUAAACGCUUAAAUGGAUUAGUAUUCUGCUGGUGUUUGUUAUAGCAGGCCGAGAUGAAGGGUUAAAACCGUCCCGUUUGUCGACGCAUGCUCGGUUUCGCCCUCUACAGACGGGGCUCACUGGCGCCGCGAGUCCUAGCGAAUCGCUUAAUCCAAAGAUUUCGAAACGAGAACUGUAACAGCACCAGUUACUGAUUUACAAACGAGCUGCGACGAACUCCAUGCAAACUUAUUACAGAAGGAUAAAGUGAAACAAAAUGAGCAGGUAGCUGAAACAGCGGAAUCUGUUUUUCCUGGACGGGAGCGUUAUGUGGAGAGGGCACUGCUUGGAGGACAACGACUGGAUACGGAAGAGAGGGCAACGUUUGACGUUACUUCGGGACGGCAGUUCAUCACGGAUACUUCACAGACAUGUUUAAUGCAGUUUGUUGUCGCCUCGCGAAAAGCGCCUUUCUGUGGCUGAUGCUGCACGCGCUCGUCGACUGUACUGGAGGCUCAGUAACCCAGCAGACGUCUCGGCUCUCCUCAUAUGAGGUGACGGUACCGAAACACAUCAGCAGACAGAGGAGAAACCAGGACAGUGCAGAUAAGGUGUCAUACGUAAUCCAAGCUCAAGGAAAAGAACAUGUCAUCAUCCUGGAGAGAAAUGAAUUGCUUUUUCCAGAGGAUUUCACUGUGUACUCUUAUGCCAAAGAUGGCUCGCUGGUCACAGAGAGACCAGACAUGAUGGGUCAUUGUCAUUACAGUGGUUAUAUAGAGGAUGUGGAGGGCUCUUCUGCAGCACUCAGCCUGUGCUCUGGGUUAAGGGGUGUUAUCCACACGGAGGGCACCAGUUUCGGUAUUGAACCAUUGGAAGGUUCCACGAGUGAUGAGCACUUGGUGUAUCGCUUGGAGGAUGUCAAGACAGAACCUCUCAGCUGUGGAACGCCUCACUUUCAUAACCAUGAUGACGAAGCUUCACCAAGGCAGCCUACAGACAGACAUGUCCAUAACAUCACAUUUGGUCAAGCUGGCAGCCAUCUAAUCAGGAAAAAGAGAGCAGUGCUGCACCAGACACACUAUGUGGAACUGCUGCUGGUGGUGGAUCAUGAGAGAUAUAACUACAAAAAAAAGAAUCAAACAGCAGUACGUGAGGAGAUGGUUCAGAUCGCUAACUAUGUUGAUAGUAUGUACAUGGCUCUGAAUAUCCGUAUUGUGUUGGUGGGGCUGGAGAUCUGGUCUGAGCAGAACUUCAUCAAUACUGAUGGCAGUGCUGGAGAGGUGCUGGGCCGCUUUACUCAAUGGAGAGAGAAAGAGCUAGUUCACCGUCGUCGCCAUGACAGUGCACAGCUCAUCAUAAAUAAAGGAUAUGGUGGAACAGCAGGCAUGGCUUUUGUUGGCACGGCUUGUUCCAGAAGUCAUGGUGGUGGAAUUAAUUCGUUCACCAAUAAUAAUGUGAUGUCGUUCGCCUCCAUCGUGGCUCAUGAGCUGGGUCACAAUCUUGGGAUGAACCAUGAUGAUGGCCGAAACUGUAAAUGCGAUGUCACACACUGCAUUAUGAACUCAGGGGCAACUGGUUCUCAUAACUUCAGCAGCUGUAGUGCUGAUGACUUUGAGAAGAUGAUCUUGAACUCAGGUGGCCGCUGUCUGCUGAACAUACCGCGGCCGGACGAGGCGUACAGCGCCCCCUUCUGCGGGAACAAGCUGGUAGACGUGGACGAAGAGUGUGACUGCGGGUCAGAGGAAGAGUGUGAGAAGGACCUGUGCUGUGAGCCGAAGACAUGUAAGCUGAGGUCAGGUGCUCAGUGUGCGUACGGGGUCUGCUGCAAGAACUGCAGGUUUUUGCCUGGUGGUACAGUGUGCAGAAGCAGCACUGAUGAAUGUGACUUGCCGGAGUACUGUAACGGCUCAUCUGCCCUCUGUCAGAACGACGUCUUUAAACAGGAUGGCCAUCCCUGCAAACAAGGCCAGGCUUACUGCUACAACGGCCAGUGCCAGCACUACGACACCCAGUGUCAGGCCAUAUUCGGCACGAAGGCUAAAGCUGCUCCUGAGCUAUGUUUUAAGGAUGUCAACUCUAAAGGCGAUCGCUUCGGAAACUGUGGCUACCAUUCCAACGGAUUCAGGAAGUGUGAGAGCAGGAACGCCAUGUGCGGGAAGCUGCAGUGCGAGAACGUUCUGUCCUCAGUCAUAUUCGGCAUCAAGCCGUCAAUCAUCCAGACCCCCAUCGCCGACACUACCUGCUGGGGCGUGGACUUCCUCCUGGGCUCUGACGUGCCUGAUCCCGGCAUGGUCAACGAGGGCACCAAGUGUGGAGAAAAUAAGGUUUGUCUGAAUUUUGAGUGCAAAAGUGCAGAAGUGCUGAAUUAUGACUGUGAUGUUGAAAAGAAAUGCCACGGCCAUGGGGAGUGUAACAGCAAUAAAAACUGCCACUGUGAAUACGGCUGGGCUCCUCCGUUCUGUGAGGCCUCUGGUUAUGGAGGAAGCGUAGACAGCGGCCCCACCUGGAAUGAUAAAGAUACUUCCACAAGGGAUGGUCUGCUUGUGUUCUUUUUCCUGGUUCUUCCUCUCGUGGCGUUGGGUUUGUACGUGUUCUUCAAGAGGAAUGAGCUGAAGCGACGCUUUUUCAGAAAGAAACGCUCUCAGGGCUACGAAGCUGACAGCAGACCGCAGACGACAGUGUCCCAGAGAGGAAACCCCAGCAGUAUAGUGAAGGAUGGGCACCAGGCUCAGUUAUUGCCACCAGCAGAGGUGGUUCAGACUAAUAAAUCAGCCUCUGUGCCAUCUUAUGCUAGCAGACCGCCACCACCUCGGAUUGCACGACCACCUGCUCCAACCAAACAUCUGAUGCCUCAGAGACCAGCGCCUGCACCUCCAGUAUAACACACAACACACACAUCCGACAGACAGUUGUAUUUCUGUCUGGGAUGGACGGGCCAAGUGUGAAAUGUGCAGUGGGAGGAGUCGAGGAAGAAUCAGGUGGUUGCAACCUCUCCCCCACAUAUUUUCCCCCUCCGUCUGCAAACAGCUGUCAGCUGUCAAUCAAACAGAGAGACAGUCACUGCUGCAAAAGAAACCUCUGCUCACAAUACAUCACAGAGUGUGUGAUGGGUGCGAGAAAACUCUUUAGCCAAUUAAACACCUUCCACCUGUCACCUGACAAAAGAUGUCUAUGUCAACACACCGAUCUCCUUAAUUGUGUUACGAUUCUUAUGUGCUAUAUAGGACCACUGCGACUGAUUGCACUUCAGUAAUAUCCACUGUUUAUAGGAAUGUACAGAGACCCUUUUAUCAUAGGCUAUCAUGUUCAUUUGUUCCCCUUUUUUCUUUUCUUUUCACACUUUUUUUUGCAAAUUAUAUCACAUUCAAUCAUUUUUUUUCCCUAAAAAACUUGUUGUAAUAUAUAAAAUCCAAAUGUGAUAAUUCAGUUAAUGAGGCAUCCUUAACAUUUUGCAAGGUUAUCAAGUCAUUAGUAGUAUCUAAAUGGCUCAUGGUAACUGCAAAUCGUUGUCUUUUGCACCGUGGUGCAUAAUAUUUUUUUAAAACAGCAGUGCAAGAUGAAGUGAUUUUGUUUUUAACAUUUGAAGUUGUUGUUACCCAACACAGUGAUUUAAAUCUAUAAUUUUACCAUUUAUACAUAGCUUUAUUUACAUACUUUUAUUUAUACACAACUUUUAUAGAAAAUCUAUUUUUUACUUUAAUUGCCAAGUGAAAUUUUGUCCCUGCUGAGGUGAAAAUCAGGUAAACAUGAAAACUUGUUUUUGAAAAUGACUGAUUUGUAACACUUUAUGUUUGACUGCUGGUUUUAGUGUGGUGUUACCUUCUUCUUCUUUUUUUUUAUCACAGACAACAAUAACAAUGAAAGCAAAAUAGAAGCUUUUCUCCUAUUGUUUUCAAGGGCUACAUGACUUUAUGCAUGAUAUUACAUACUAUGCCAUAAACACAAAGUCUCUUCCUUGCUGAAACUGUUAAGUUAUAACAAAAAGAACAUUUUGUCUGCAUGUUUCAUAGACCUCUGUUUGUGACGGUUGUAAUACCACAAGAGGUAGAGAAUGUGUAUAAAGUCAUGCACCCUCAAACACACACAAACAUGUCUGUUGUAGAGCACAUUGGACAGAUUCCUCGUACUAGGACAUUUCCAUCACAGCUAAAUCAGCCAAGUGCCAUACAAUACAUGUCUAAAAAACAAUGAGUGUUAUUUUAUAUCUGUGUAUUAUGUUAAUGUGUAUGAUUGACUGAAUGAAUGAUAGAUUCCCCUCUUCUUGCACUGUAUUUCCAUUUGUGUGUAAUGACUGUAGCAGUUGUGGAUUCUGGAUUAUUGAUGUUUUAUGGAUCAAGGAUAGACUCUACCUUCAGUGUGAUGGUUGAUGAUUUCGGGUUUUGCAUAUGAAAAUAAAAAUCAUUGGUAUGUUUUUAA
Molecule: messenger RNA, 4485 nt
Organism: Cyprinus carpio (common carp)
Lineage: Eukaryota; Metazoa; Chordata; Actinopteri; Cypriniformes; Cyprinidae
Product: disintegrin and metalloproteinase domain-containing protein 9-like
Biological process (GO): proteolysis
Cellular component (GO): plasma membrane
Molecular function (GO): metalloendopeptidase activity
Source: RefSeq, a predicted model, not a curated record